Ophidiomyces ophidiicola is the source of this 2178-nucleotide messenger RNA. RefSeq names its product mannosyl-oligosaccharide alpha-1,2-mannosidase (gene MNS1). Gene Ontology annotation, cellular component: membrane; endoplasmic reticulum. The record is from RefSeq and is a predicted model, not a curated record. Gene Ontology annotation, molecular function: calcium ion binding; mannosyl-oligosaccharide 1,2-alpha-mannosidase activity. The transcript is spliced from 3 exons. Bases 1 to 2178 code for a protein of 725 amino acids. Lineage: Eukaryota; Fungi; Ascomycota; Eurotiomycetes; Onygenales; Onygenaceae. Gene Ontology annotation, biological process: carbohydrate metabolic process; N-glycan processing.
AUGUCCUUCCAACUCCCCAGCCGUGUUCCCGCCUUCAAUUCCGCCCAGCGUGAAGCCGAAGACGGAUACUGGCAAGCUGCCACGUCCGCGCGCAAUCCACCUCACAAUGCCGCUCUGGGCGGUCCAUUCGACAUCACCGAUAAGAUCAGCCAGUUUAUAGCCCCCAACCGUGAUUUGCCGAUGUAUAAGGACAAACCAUACUAUGCGGCUAAGAGAGGCGCAGGCGGUAGUUUUAUACCUCAUACAAAAAGGGGAAGGAAAAGAAAGAUAGUGUUUUUAGGUGCUCUGGUGAUAUUUGGACUGACUGCGUGGUGGCUAUGGGCUGGAGGGAAGGCGUAUAGGAUCCUGUCGCGCGGAAAAGGGACAAAUAAUGUCCAUGGUGAAGAGUUAUGGAAAUGGGUUCAGGAUUUUCAAAAAGAGGAGGAUGCGGCUAAGGGGAAGACAAUAAACUGGGAAGAGAGAAGAGAGCGGGUGAAGGAUGCGUUCAUCAUUAGUUGGGAUGGUUAUGAGAAGCAUGCUUGGGGUCGUGAUGAAUACUUCCCCAUUUCAAAGGGUGGUCGGGAUAUGGUACAAGGCGGAAUGGGCUGGAUAAUUGUCGAUGCCCUUGAUACACUUAUGAUUAUGAACCUUACAUCUCGUGUGGAGAAAGCAAGGAGCUGGAUUCAAACAACGCUGCAGUACAACCAAGACCAUGCCGUGAAUACCUUUGAGACGACUAUCCGCAUGCUCGGCGGCUUACUCUCUGCACACUAUCUAUCUACCACAUAUCCUGAGUUGGCGCCUAUUGCAGAUGAUGACAAAGGUGCUGCUGGAGAAGACUUAUAUAUUGAGAAAGCGGCGGACUUGGCGGACCGGUUACUGGGUGCAUUUGAAUCUAAGUCAGGUGUGCCGUAUGCGAGCGUAAACCUGAAUAAAUCUAUUGGUAUCGUAUCACAUACUGAUAAUGGGGCCUCCUCAACGGCAGAGGCCGGUACGCUUCAGCUGGAGUUCAAGUAUCUAGCAAAACUGACAGGAGAACCAAACUAUUGGGAAGCAGCAGAGAAAGUCAUGGAAGUGAUCGAGGGAAAUGGGAAAGAGGAUGGCCUCGUUCCCAUAUAUAUCUAUGCAGACACAGGGCAGUUUAUGGGAGACAACAUCCGCCUGGGCAGCCGGGGAGAUUCUUAUUACGAAUACCUCAUCAAACAAUACCUCCAGACAUCGAACGAAGAGCCAAUUUACCUAGAAAUGUGGCAUGAGGUAUUGAGCGGCAUUCGAAAACACCUAAUCACAUACACCAAACACGCGUCACUCACAGUGGUUGGCGAACGUCCUAAUGGGCUACAUAGCUCGCUGUCACCAAAAAUGGAUCAUCUUGUGUGUUUUUUGCCUGGUACAAUCGCCCUUGGGGCCACCGGUGGCCUACCAUUAGCAGAAGCCCGAAAAUCUGCUCGCUGGGGCCGCAGGCAGGAAGAGGAUAUGCUAUUGGCAAGAGAGCUGACGAAGACAUGCUGGGCGACAUAUCUCGCCACGGCCACUGGAUUGGCGCCUGAAAUUACUUACUUUGACAUCAAUGACCCCCCUCGAACAGUCAAAGAUGUAUACCCCGACUUUGAUUUCUCGCUUGGCUAUGCUAGCAAAAGCAGCGUGAAAAAAUCCCGCGCAAAUAACCAUGCAGACUUGUUCAUGAAAUCACAGCCAUUAUAUCCCCUGGAUCAUGAGAAGCCCACAUGGAGCAAAGAUAUUAUUAUCCAUGAUGCUGACAGACACAACCUUCAGCGACCAGAGACAGUGGAAUCGCUCUUUUAUAUGUAUCGCAUCACAGGUGAUGAAACGUAUCGUCUCUGGGGCUGGGAAAUGUUUAAGUCAUUUAUCAAGUAUACUGCUGUUGUUGAAGAUGUCUCAUCUUCUGCAACUUCUGGAACACCCCACCUACGCACAUCACUUAUUCGUGCGUUUACAUCCCUCUCUAACGCAAACACAGUACCACCAGUCACAAAAGAUAAUAUGGAAAGCUUCUGGCUAGCGGAGACACUGAAGUAUUUCUAUCUUCUAUUUUCUGACAGGGAUUUUAUUCCCCUAGAGAAAACCAUAUUUAACACCGAGGCUCAUGUGUUCCCACGGUUUACGAUGGGAAAGAACUUCAAGACGGGGUGGAGAAGGAAGUUCCCCGUCAGAUCGACUGGCCAUCAGACGGUCUAA